AUGUCUUUGAUGAAGGUGGUAUCUGCCAAGCUGGCAGCUGAAAUUGACCAAGAAUUAAUGGGACCACAAGUUGGCUUCACAUUGCAACAACUAAUGGAGCUCGCUGGAUUUAGCGUCGCUCAGGGAAUAUAUCGUGAGUUUCCUCCCAACAAAAGCAGUGCUAACAAAAAUGUGUUAAUCAUUGCAGGCCCAGGCAACAAUGGUGGCGAUGGUCUCGUAUGUGCUAGACACCUAAAAUUGUUUGGAUAUCACCCCGUCGUGUAUUACCCAAAGAGAGGCAAGAAGAACGAGUUUUACAAGCAGCUCGUGGACCAGCUAAACUUUUUCAAGGUUCCAGUUCUGCCAGAAGAUAUCGGGCCUGAUAAAUGGCUGGAUUACGCGAAACCAGAGUCUACGCUAUGUAUCGUAGAUGCCAUUUUUGGCUUCAGUUUCAAACCACCAAUGCGUGAACCGUUCGAGAGCAUUAUUGACCAACUGUACGAACUUCAGAAUAAAAUUCCCGUUGUAUCUGUUGACGUGCCAUCCGGUUGGGACGUCGAUGAAGGACCACUUUCCGAUAUGUCACUGAACCCAGCUAUGUUAGUGUCCCUCACAGUCCCUAAACCAGCCAGCACACACUUGAAACCGAGUGCAUCCCACUACGUCGGUGGUAGAUUUAUUCCGCCUGAAUUUGCAAAAAAGUUCAAGUUUGAUACUUUCGAGUACAAGUCUACCGACCAAGUGCUCAAGCUCUAA
Molecule: messenger RNA, 735 nt
Organism: Zygotorulaspora mrakii
Lineage: Eukaryota; Fungi; Ascomycota; Saccharomycetes; Saccharomycetales; Saccharomycetaceae
Gene: NNR1
Product: NADHX epimerase
Exons: 1
Coding region: 1-735 (244 amino acids)
Cellular component (GO): mitochondrion
Molecular function (GO): NAD(P)HX epimerase activity
Source: RefSeq, a predicted model, not a curated record